AUGAUGAUGUUGGUUGUUGCUGAGAAGGGCAUCUUUUUUGGUGGGUUUUCUGUGAAGAUCAAGGAGAAGGAACAAAGGAAGAAGGAAGAAACAGCAAUGAUUCCGGAGGAGGAAGAAGAGUUGGGUUUCGUUGACGGCGGUGCCAGAAAAGGUAAGAAGUUAGGUGGAGGGAACAGCAGUGGCGACAACGAUGGUGGUGGUUUUUUCACUGGAGGUAGUGCAAAUCAGAGCAAGAUCGAUGCUUAUUAUCAAAAGAUGUUGAAAGCAAGUCCUGGAGAUCCACUUCUUUUAAGGAAUUACGGACAGUUCUUGCAUCAGGUGGAGAAAGACGCAGUGAGAGCUGAAGAGUACCAUGGAAGAGCGAUAUUAGCGAGUCAAGGGGACGGUGAAGUGUUGUCUCUGUAUGGGAAGUUGAUCUGGGAAAUGCAUAGAGAUGAACCCAGAGCCAAUUCUUAA
Messenger RNA from Macadamia integrifolia, 456 nucleotides. RefSeq lists its product as uncharacterized. Bases 1 to 456 code for a protein of 151 amino acids. The record is from RefSeq and is a predicted model, not a curated record. The transcript has 3 exons. NCBI's taxonomy places the organism in Eukaryota, Viridiplantae, Streptophyta, Magnoliopsida, Proteales, Proteaceae.